GAUGGGGUGCCCUGAUACCGAAAAUAUGCUGUUGUAUAUUUUUUCAAACGUCCGUCCGUCUGAUGCGGCUUGCAAGAUGUGGCAAGUUCGUAUAGCUAACCGAGACCGAAGGAAAGGGGAAUACGGGAAAGUCUGUGCCUUUCUGUACCCUACUAGUUUUUCAGUUAUACACCUUAUAGUGCGGCAUUCACGCCAUUAAGAGCACUGCCCGUAGCUAACGCGGGUUGCUGGAAUUAAAGGAAUUUUCUCCUAAAGAAGAAAGGAAAGAGAUUUGUUUCGUCCUGAAGAAAAUCCGCAUAGUAGUCUUUCAAAUUUAUUUCCGAUAAUGGAUAAUACCGAGAAAGAUAAUGUUGAAUCUAGGCAUAGAAAAGAAAAAAAGGAGCUACAAGGUAGAAUCCAACUUCUUAAGAAAACUGCCACCAAGGGUGACAAAAAGAAAAAAAAAGAAGUAUCUGAUGAAAUUGCACGUCUUGAACAAGAGCUUGAGAAAAAGCAUUCUGAAGAAUUGGCACAAUUGGAGGCAACAGACACUUGCACAGUGAAUUCUGAAUUAAAUGACAUGGUAGAAAAUUUGGAAAGAAUUCCUAGUAACUUUAAGGAAGUUCCCAUGCGAGUGACUAAGGCACAAAAGAGGAGAGACAAGAAAGCACAGCAUGAAAAAGAGAGAGAACAAGAAAUUAAAGAACAGGAAAAGCUUAAUGUUUAUGGUGCUCGGAAUUUGGAGAUCCAAAAAAUCAAAAGUAUUUUGAAAGAAAAGAACUUAAUGGUUUAUGAAAUUCCGACUGAUGGAAAUUGCCUUUACUGUGCUGUUGAUCAUCAGCUUACUCAGAUAGGCGAUCCUGCUCUGGGACUUGAGAAACUUCGAGUAUUGACUAGUAAGAUCCUGUUGGAGAAUGUAGAUGAUUAUCUGCCCUUCAUGAGCCACCCGGAAACUGGAGGCUUGCUUACUGAAGAACAGUACAAGGACUACUGCAACAAGGUGGCCACCACCUCUGCUUGGGGAGGAGAAAUAGAGCUGCAGGCCCUGGCUCGUGUGCUGAAGCGACGCAUUCAAGUUAUCCAGGCUGAGGGUCCAUUUGUUACUGUUGGGGAAGAAUUUCCUGCUGAUAAACAACUAAUGCUGACCUAUCAUCGCCAUAUGUACGGUCUUGGGGAACACUACAACUCUGUGAAGCCUUAUGAAGAACCCGUUGAGGAGACUUCUUGAACAAGAUCCCAUCAUGUUUUGAGUGAAGAAGGACAUGGAUAAGGUUGCUGAACUGGUUUCCCAUUUAUUUUUAAGUAUAUAUCUUCAAUAUAAAUAAUAAUGAAUUUUGGAAAUUGAUAUUCUGAAUUGUUAAUAUCAAGGAAAAUUAAUUAUUCUGUGCUAGCCAAUAAAUGUGUUUGCACCUGCAACAAAUUUAAAUUUUUUUUUUUUUUUUUGCUGGUAAUUAUUGACUCCCAAAUUCGUAUGGUUGGCAAGUUACUUAAAGAAAUGAGAAAUAUACUGAUAUUCACUUGCUGCAAGUGAAGGGUUAAUAACUACAGUAUUACCAUACUAUGUAAAGCCUUGACCAGGCACAGCAUUCCAAUAUAGGUGAUGCACUAAACCUUGUAUAUUGCAUGGCAUCUUGCUGUCCAGUGGUAAAUCUC
Molecule: messenger RNA, 1632 nt
Organism: Gryllus bimaculatus (two-spotted cricket)
Lineage: Eukaryota; Metazoa; Arthropoda; Insecta; Orthoptera; Gryllidae
Source: the annotation of a GenBank genome assembly